This is a messenger RNA of Pogonomyrmex barbatus (red harvester ant), 2207 nucleotides long. RefSeq names its product Gustatory receptor-like Holozoa. Lineage: Eukaryota; Metazoa; Arthropoda; Insecta; Hymenoptera; Formicidae. The record is from RefSeq and is a predicted model, not a curated record.
UCGCAGAAGGAACGCAAUGGAAUGAAGCACCGUAGAACACAAUACAAAACAUUACGAUCUGCAAGAAGUAUUUUAAAAAACGUAAUUGAUGAUAACGUUAAGAAUGUUAAUGUAUAUAAACAUUAACUUAUGGAUAUGAAUGUAUAUAAAUCUUAAUUUAUUCAUAUUUUGUAUAAAAUACUGUAAAUAUAAAAUUUUUAUUUACCUUUACUUGUUGCUUUGCUUGUUCUUAUGCAAACGUAAUAAUUUGCUUAGUUGCAAUGCACACAGAUAUCUCUGAGCAAAGGUGAAAUGUCAUCUUCGGAGAACUGAUAUAAUUUAUAUUCAUAUGUUAGAGUGAGCCACAUGUCAAACUAUUGAUACAAAUAUUUUCUUUCCAAGUUCGAAAGCAGUAUGCUCCUUGAUCAAGGAAUUUCAAAUGGCGUCGGUGAGUUGCUGACUAUUGUUUUCAACUGGUAAAUUCGAGUUUUCAACAAACUCAAUUAUAAAUUCUACAAUUUCAUUACCUCAUUAUCACUUUGCACGUGAAAUUGAAGUAUAGUCUUUUCCAAAUGUAAUUCGUUAAUCUUAAAACUUAACUAUCAAGCUACGGCAAGAUCUUUUAAUAAAUAUGGAGUGAUUCAUAUUUAUUUUUGUAUUUGUUAUCUUCAAGACAUAUUUGGACAACUUCAAAAUUAUUUAUCUAAAAAUGGUAUAUUGAAAACUAAUUCCUCUGAUUAGAAUUCAUAUUUUAUAAAAUUAUUAUUAUUAUUAUCAUAAAGCGAUUGUGCUACGAUGUAUUUAUAUAUUUUAAAGUAAACCUGAAUAUUUUAACCAUUUUUAAGAUGGAUUGCAAUAACAAAUCCAAAAAUGAUAAAGAUCCAUCUCAACAAAAUCAUGAAGAACAUACGGAAAUCAUUGUGCCAUCUAUAUUAACAAGUUUAACAACAACUUUUCAAAGUACUGAUCAGGUGGGUGAAAUCACUGAAGAUUAUGAGAAUUUUAUUAGUACGUCGGCUGUACUUCAUUAUUGUAAACAUAAAAUAUUGAGGCCAUAUUUGAGAUUGUUGGGAGUAAUGGGAUUGAGACCAGUCAGUGGUGAUGAUUCCGAUCAUUUUUUACGAUGUUCUAUUUUAGCAAAUUUUCAUACUGUUCAAGUGACUAUAUUUAUGUGUAUUGGAUAUAUUUUGCAGUAUAUGGCAUGUUUCAGAAGAGACCGUGGAUUCUGUUAUAAAACACCAAUAGUAGAGCAAAAGGCGCUGGACGUCAGUGAAGAACGGGCGCAGGGAGAACCGUCUUGCUAUGGAAAUGUGAUAUUUAGCUAUUUAAUUCCAAGCGUACUGCACUUGGUAGCGUAUUUGUAUACAAUAUAUCUAUUUCGCGUGAAGGAAAACGAACAAUUGCAGAAUUUGAUGGAAAGAGCUUUUUUGCUCUCUUCGAACCCGAUAAAUCGUGGCAAUCAAAAGCGCCUCGUACACAUACUGUGGUUGUUCAUAGCGUUGAGCAUAGUGUGGAUGAUUAUGGCACUGGUUACAGUGAACAUUCAAAUGGCAGAAGGAAACAUUAUAUUUCAAUGGAUGGAAAAUAGCCCGUAUCAGGUGAAGAUAACGUUGAAAGUACUCCUAAUCAUCUGUACCUUAUGGCAUGACAUGGUUCAGGGAACUAUUAUAACAAGCUACUGCCUGCAGGGACAAUUAUUGAUGUCACAUCUUUACUUUCUACGCGGAAAGUUGCUCCAGCAUAUUCUGCUACCCAUCGAUUGGAUGAGGGACAUCGAUGAGUUUAAGAAACUGUUGAAAUACUUCAAUGAUGAAUUGGGCCCAGCUGUUUGUAUUUACACAAUAGUUAAUUUGUCUUGGGCAGGCGCCGGUAUCGUAUGGUUGUUUCAAUAUUAUAUUAACGAUGAGAACAACAAUCCAGUUACUUAUAUUAAUGUAAUGAAUGUUAUAUUAUGGAUUUUAAUUUCGAUCGUUCCAUUCAUACAGGCUGCUCGUUUAACGAAUGCUUGUUCCAUGAUCCGAGCUGUAGGACAUGAAAUACGCAUACGGCCGUUUGUGUAUCAAACUACACCAGGCGAAGAUCUUGAUAGUAUACUCUUGUAUACAUCUUCCUUAAAAAUGUGCGCCAGAUUAUUUAGGAUACCCAUUAAAGGUAGAUAUUUAUGUCUUUUGCUAACUAUUGGUAGUAUUUCUAUUCUUACUUUAGGACAGUGCCAAUUCUUCUCAUAA